GCUGGCCCGCGCUUUGCUGCCGAAGACAGUUGGAAGAAUCCCAGAAGCCAAACUCCACCGAACAGACAAAACCCCGAAGACCCUGUAGUUGUGCGGCUGCCCCAAGAGAGGCCCCCAGUAGAAACAGACCGAUGGGGGCCCCCCGGCCAGUUUAGGGGGGCCCCCCUUAGGGGGGGCCCCCCUAGAAGGGGGCCCCUUCAGGGGGGCCCCCCUAGAGGGGGGGCCCCCAGGUGGGGGGCUCCUAGAGGGGGGCCCCCUGGGGGCCCCCCCUUUCUUUUUAGUAAGCCUUUGCGCUCUGGCAAAACAAGAGACAGCCGCAGGCAACCCCUGUACCCUUAG
Molecule: messenger RNA, 339 nt
Organism: Eimeria tenella
Lineage: Eukaryota; Apicomplexa; Conoidasida; Eucoccidiorida; Eimeriidae
Exons: 2
Source: RefSeq, a predicted model, not a curated record